Molecule: messenger RNA, 348 nt
Organism: Didymodactylos carnosus
Lineage: Eukaryota; Metazoa; Rotifera; Eurotatoria; Philodinida; Philodinidae
Source: the annotation of a GenBank genome assembly
AUGGCUGUUUCUGAAGCAGAAACAAGUUUCAAUCGCGAAGACAGUGACACUUAUGAUGCUAAAGAUCCUCUACAACUACGGAAUAAUAUAAAACAAUUGAUUCUCAAAUAUCAAGAAGGUGAAAUAGAUAUUGAACGAUGUGUUAGUGAAACUAUUGAGUUGUGUUCAAGAGCGAAGAGAAAUUCAUCAUCAGCCUCCACGAGCAUGAAUUCCACUCAACGUCGACGAAGUAGUAUCUUUGAUUUACCACCACCACAAACUGGACGCCGAAAAAGCAGUACGUACGAUGCCAAUGGAAAUGUUCGCAAUGAAGAGACGGUUUUAUAUCAAAAUAAGGAUAUUGAUUAG